This is a messenger RNA of Gossypium raimondii (Peruvian cotton), 3062 nucleotides long. RefSeq lists its product as uncharacterized. NCBI's taxonomy places the organism in Eukaryota, Viridiplantae, Streptophyta, Magnoliopsida, Malvales, Malvaceae. The record is from RefSeq and is a predicted model, not a curated record. The coding region runs from base 88 to 2277 and encodes 729 amino acids. The transcript has 7 exons.
UCUAAAUCCUCAUUCAAACAAAAGCUAGGGUUUUUUAUUUUACCCCAUCCAAGAAAUCCAAUAACAAAUGGGAGAAUUUGGAUCAAAAUGAAGAGAAGAUAUCAGGAUAUUGACCCCGAAGAUCCAUCUCCAAUUCCAAUUUCAUCUACUGCAGCUCCCCCCAAAGUUAGGAGCCCCGUAACCCUACCCGAUUCGCGAUCAAAUCGAGCUGAUGGCCCUAAAACUUCUGAGUUUGCCUUUUUCAAUAAACUGAAGAAAGAUGCGGGCCAAAGAUUUGAUUCACAUUCAAUGCAGAGGAUCAAAAACCAACCACACAAAUGGAAUUCCGGCGAAUUUUAUAGAGCAGUAGAGCGGACCAGAACAGUUAGGAACAUCUCUAAGUCCUCAGAGGGGACCAAAAUUACUAUAAAUUGUCCGUCUCCUGCCGGAAAGGCUAGCUCUAACGAGUUGGGAUCACGGUUGUUCGUUGAAAAAGUUAACUCUAAGGACUCAAGAUCACCGUUGCCCGUUAACAAUGUGACACUUAUUAACUUUGAUUCAUUCCCCUCACCAGUCGACAGAGCAGUGAAUAAUUCGGAGGUCAAAUUAAAGAAUGCCUUUUCAGCCGUUGAGCCUAUAUUUAGCAUAGAAGAUUGGUUACAGCAUCAUAGUGACAACAAGAAACCAGGAGGGUCCCAUGCUGAUGAAGCAGAAUUAUUUUCUAGAAAGAGAGAGAAACUGCUGCAGUGGGCUCAUAACUCAUUUCCUGAGAUAGAGGAACUCGGUUCCAAGGGGUGUGAUGUCAUUUCAGUGCUCCUUAGUCGCCUUUUUCCUUGGAGCAAUGAGAAGAAUGGUUACAGAAGCGCAGAGUCUGCACCGUUGGAAAGCAAUACCAAAGCUGAGUUAUUUGCUUGUCCCAAGUCUGAUAUUCCUCCCAAGAAAAUUUACAGGUUGCCAGAAAGGAAGAUCAUGGAAAUUCAAGAUACACCAUCAUACUUGGAAAAUGCUACACCAUCUUAUUGGUCAGACAUAUCAAGGGAAACCGCGAUCUCUGAUAUCGACUCUACAACCUAUAACUAUCACAGCGCUCUUCAAAAGAAUUUAGAAUUACCUACCUGCAAACUAAGAGAGAAAAAUCUGACUUCCUGCAUUGACAAUGACUCCACUUUUGGCUUUCCAUUCGUGAGACAUGGAUUUUUUCUACCCUUUAUUUCUUCCAACGAGCCAGAUGAUUUGCAUGACCCAAAUGGAUCUUUACCUGCAAGUGAGCCUUUUUUGCCACUGCUUGAAAGGGAUUCCUUAAAUGGUACAUCAUCUUACUGGUCAGACAGAUCGAGGGAGACUACGCUCUCUAAUAUCCACUCUCCACCCUAUAACAACCACAGCACCCUUCAAAAGUAUUUAGAGUCACCUAGCUAUGAAGUAAGAGAGAAAAAUCUAAUCUCCCGCGUUGAAGGUGACCCCACUUUUGGCUUUCCAUUUGUAAGACCUCAAUCUUCUCUACCAUUUAGUUCUUUUAAAGAGCCUGAUUAUUUGCGUGAUCCAACUGGGUCGUUGCCUGGAAGAGAUCCAUGUUUUCCGCAGCUUGAAUGGGAUUCUGUAAACAUGAAUAAACGAAGCUCAUCUGCUACUUACCAGAAUACAAAUUGGACUAUAGUUCCUGCAUUACAAUGUUCAUGGGAUCAUCAGCUAAGUCUAGAUAUUCCAUUUAAUUCUUUCGAAAAGCUAGAUGAUUCGCAUGAUCCAAAUGGAUCUCCUGGAAGAGAACCACAUUUGGCAUUGCUUCAGUGGCACCCUGACGUAAAUGAAAGGAGCUUAUCAGCUACUUGUCCAGAUACAAAUUGGACCCUAAUUCCUGCAGUACAAAGUUCAUGGAAUCAUCAGCAAAGUCUAAAUAACUGGCGCGAAUCAUUUGGUACUCUUGGGUUGUGUUCAUCACCUGUACUAGGAAAUUAUCCCCAAUACUUUUAUACAUUAGUGUCUCCCACUAGUACCAGCUAUGAGAAACAUGAGUUUGGAAGAUCUAUUUUAGAAACAGAUGAAGAAAUAAUUGCAGAUUUGCAACAUCUUCCUUUGACCUUAUCACAUUCCUCAAAUUGCUUUAAUCUGAUUUCUGAUUGCAAUCAUUUUGAAGUUGCAAGUCAAGGCAGCGAGUCGAGUGGCUUUCUCCCAUCCCCUGAAAAUCACCUUGGCUUCAUGAGCAAUGCUUUGGUUGAGGAGAAUAAUACUACUGAUUUUGGAAAUCAUCUUUCCUUUGCUCUUAAUGUACAAUGGAAAUCUUACAAUCAAGUGGUUUAAGAAGAUAAAUGAUCUUCAAUUUCCUGAAAAAGGAAUCAUAUAUUCAACUUUCUUUGUGGAGAUGAAUUUGUGAGUUCCUUGGGCGGUUCACAUUAUUGAAGCCAUUUUAACACUGCAAUGAAGAUAUGCUGGACAUCCAUGACUGGUGAUCUUUAUAUUUCCAAAUAUCUCGGGACAAAGAUAAAGGUGCAUUCCUAUUUGCUUGAAUAAUGAAGCCUGGACUGAAGAAACAUAUGAUAUGAUAUUGGUAAUCAAUUCAAAUAUGCCUUUAAUGUGGUCCUUGCUUUUUAAAGAUGUUCACAGGUUUUCGAAGGCUAAACAAUGGUAGCUAAACUUUUUAGCAAAUUAUAAAUGUAUUGAAGUUUUAGGUGGAUGGAGUUCCUUUGGCCAUCUUACUGUAGUGCAUACUGACUAUGAAAACUGUAGGAUAUUGAAGGUGGUUGCAUCCUUUUUAAAUCUGAUAUUCAGUUUUGUCAUAAUGAAGAAUAUAACUGAAGGUGUUUUUUUCCAGUAACAUGUGACCCAGGAAUAGAUGCCAUUGUUAAUUUUUUCUCCAACCACAUGGCCAUAUUCAGCAAUUGCAGAAAAUGCAGGUCACAGAGGAACUCAGUCUUGCAGCUUAAUUGUGGCACUUUCUUCUGUCGAGUGCCCGGGAGCAUGCAGAAUGGAACUGUGACCAAAAACUGCGAACUUGGACCUGAGAUUCUGAGAGUGCUUCACCAAUCCCCAUGGUUAACAAAUGACGGCUUGAACCUUAUCUAAUGAAAUACAUUUUGAGGUAAGGA